Molecule: messenger RNA, 16759 nt
Organism: Pomacea canaliculata
Lineage: Eukaryota; Metazoa; Mollusca; Gastropoda; Architaenioglossa; Ampullariidae
Product: MKL/myocardin-like protein 2
Exons: 12
Coding region: 431-5164 (1577 amino acids)
Source: RefSeq, a predicted model, not a curated record
CUGUGACCGGAGAGAGAGGUUGCUUAUGAAGAACCAGAGAAAAAUAAGAGAGAAACCAAUCUAUCGGAGGCACUAGAGAAAGGUAUUGCGGGUCCUUUUCUGCUGACAGUACAAGCAGAGAACUGUUUGCUAGAAGCGGUCGACAUCUGUUUUUGACCCAGCUGGCUACAGAACAGCGCGCUACCCGGUGAGUGCUGCUGAACAGCUGACAGCACAGCUGAUAGGCCAGCAUCUACCUUGUGGCACGCGCUAUGCGCACAGGAGGGUGGAGGAGGCUAGAGGCUCUACCCUAUCUUUUAUCUGAAGGAAUGUUACGAAUUCCAGCACUGGGAGUAGCAGCUGGUCGCCCUUGUAUGGGGGUGGGAACAAGGCCAAGCUUGAUUCUGACGCCAUCAAGAUCAUCCAUUGCAUCUACUGCAAGGACUGUCGCAUGGAGAAGCUAGCAGCAGAACAGGCUCGUGCUGCAGCUCAAGCUGGUCAUGCCAUUUCUGCUGACUUCUCAGGUGCCUCUGGAGACACCCCAGAACCAGUCCCACCAACCAGUCCUCAGGUCUCCCUUGACCAAGGAUCCAUACAACAUACCAUGGACAAAAACAAAGAAACUCUGAAAAGAAAGUUGAUGUUAAGGCGGUCAGUAAAUGAGCUAGUGGAGAGAGGCAUCUAUCCUUCUUUAAAGACACCCCCAGCAUUUGCAGGACAACAAAAGCAGCUUGAAAGGGCAAAGACAGGAGACCUUCUUAGACAUAAGAUUCAGCAGAGACCAGACAGAAGCGAACUGGUGCAGCAGCACAUUCUUGAAGACACUGGUUCCUUGGAUCCCUCACUUGUGGAGAGACAGCGCCUUUUGAAGCGAGCACGCUUAGUGGAUGGGUUGAAUGACAAGCUUGCUCAUAGGCCAGGUCCACUGGAACUUGUGCAGGGCAAUAUAUUGCUUUCUUCUGAAGAACUUUCAGAGGCAAUCAAAGAUGGAAAAGUGCAGUUUAACAAAACUUGUGAAGGUGAGGAUCCCAACAACAGAAUGCGUCGCUUUACUUUUGAUGAGGAAAGUGCCAGCAGCGACGGCAUUCCCUCUCCUUCUUUGGAUGACUCCAGCCUGUCAGACAUCAGCAGCCCAAACUCACUGCCUUCGUUACCAGACUUGUCUGCUUUGCAGAAAAGUCCACUUAAUUUCAUGUCAGCUUUUAGUGGGAAAGGGUUACAGCUGAUGUCACCUCCUCAUGCUGUCCUGGCUAGCUUGUCCCCUGGAAAUUCCAGCCAGGAUCAUACAUGUGCUUCAACAUCAGGCCAGCAGGUCAGCUCACCUAAAGGUUCUGGUGUGCUGGGUCUCAGCAGCAGCUCCAAUGGGAGCAAGACCAGACCUAAGAAACAGAAGCACAAACCAACAUCAAAAGCAAAGGUGAUAAAGUUCCAUGAGUACAAGGGGCCGCCAAAUGUUGUCAAAAGCCAGUCCAGCAGCCAAAGUAGCAAAGACUCAGAAACUCCUUACCACAUAUUGCUGCAGCAGCAGCAGCUAUUUUUACAGUGGCAACUAGAGUUCAAGCAAAAGAACAUGCCCUUUGUUGUUUCUUCCAGCAACUCUAAGCCUGCAUCUGGUACUCAGGCUGUUGUCAUGGCUGCAUCAUCACAGAGUGGCUCAGUGGGCACAGCCACUACCAUGAUGGUUACAUCACCAGUCAUGUCCACUACUCAGACCAUAUCUUCCCAACCCUUGGUUGCACCCCUACAGUCUAUUCAGUCUCAUCCUACUGUCAUGCAUUCUUCUGUUUCUUUACCAGCCCCACCUCCACCACCCCCACCACCCCCUCCACCCCCACUUCCAUCUUCACAGCAGCCACAACCUGUGAAUACAGUACCAGUAACAUCCACACCCUUACGUCCUGUUCCUAAUCAGGGAACAAAAGCUAACCCUGUGUCUGUGGCGGCCUUAUCCAUGCCAAAAAUUACUGUCAACCUUGAAGAUCUUAAAGUUGCAGAUCUAAAGGCAGAACUGAAGAAGCGCAACUUGCCAGUGUCAGGUUCAAAGCCACAGCUGAUUGAGCGGCUGAAACCUUACACAGAAGUUUCAGCAGGAGGAACCCCAAAUAGUAAUAUGAACAUUCUAGCCCUGUCACCUUCAGGCUCUAAGAACCCAUCUCCAAGUCCUCCAGUACCAACCCCAACUCCUACUCCCCCACCUGCAUUGCUGCAUAUUAAAAAAGAACCUGGUAGCGAGUGUGCCAUGCAGACCUGCACUAUUUCCCCACCAGCAAUAAGUACAUCCUUUGCAUCUUUAAUAAGGACAGCUGUGAAGGAGGAGCCAAUGGCAACAGGUGGAAAUUCACCACCGGAAUCACCACCCAUGGUUGAAAGUAGCACAACUCCAAUGUCUCCUGACAUUUAUGAUAUGGCAUCGCCCCCAGCACUCACCUUUAGUAGUUCGCUGCUGGGCAGUCCCCAGCUAUGCACUGCCAGCAGCACAAUGACUGCAGUCAACACUACCAUUGGGUCCACAGCUCAGCCAAUGGUCUUGGACCAAUCGCGGCCUCCUUCAACCAGAACUUCAGAUACCUUGGAAGGCCUAGGACCCAUGGAUGUGGAGCCUGUGGAUCUAGGCUCAAGCUUGUCUGACUUCAAAACCAUUGCUUUGCCUAUUUCCCAGCUUAAUGCCAAUUUGCAUAAGCCACAGCUCACACCAGCUCAGCAACAACAGCAGCAGAUCACUGCAUCUACAGCUCUUCUACAAUUAGAGCAGCUGCAGCAGUUGCAAGCUCAGCUACAAAUGCAACAAGCACAGGUGCAGGCUCACAUGCAGCAAGCACAGAAGCAGGUUCAUGUCCAGCAGCAACCACAGGCCCUUUCAGUGCAAGUCCAGGCUCAGCUCAAUGGCCAGCCACAAGUGCUGCAGGUCCAUGCUCAGUCACAAGCUCAGCCCCAGUCUCUCAUAUCACAGCCUCAGGUACAGAUUCCUGCUGCAACAGUUAGCCUGGCUUCAGUGGCACCAUCCCUGCAAUCUCAGCUGACCACAGCAACUCUUCAGAGUCUGGGCAUCAACUUGGGUACUUCUGCCAGUGGCACUAGCUCGGGCAUGAGCACAAGCGGCUCCAUGAAUUUCACGCCACAUGCAGUUGAGAGUGACGAUGUGGUCAAGGCCCAGGCAAAGCAGAUUGAGGAACUUCAGCGGCAGUUGCAGGAAUCCCAAAUAAAGCUGCAGAUGCACAUUCUGCAGCAGCAGCAACAGCAGUAUCUUUUGCAGCAACAGCAGCAGCUUCAAGGGCAACCAUUGCUGCAAGUGCAUUUGCCUCAGACUUCAACUCAGUCUUCUCCACCAUCAUUAAUUGCACAGCGACAACUGGUAUCACCUGCUGGUCAUCCUAUCAUAGCACAGCCACAACUCUCACCACAGCCACAGGUGGAGCUGUCAACAGCAUUGCAGCAACAGCAGACCACACAGCAACAGGCAGCUUCAGCCCAAACUUCAACAACAUUGUUAAACACCAUGCAGAUUAACUUGGCCAAUUCUGCUUUGAAUGUUCCGGCUACUGGCAGCAAAGAUGUCAAAAUGCAGACAUUGACAUCUGCAACAGGGACUACACCAAGUGUUAUCAAUUCAGUGUGCCUGGCACAGGGGUCCAAUCCUUCAACAAUGAAGAAGAUACAGAUCCCAACUAACUUUCUUCAACAGACACCACAACAGCAACAACAGCAGCAUCAACAACAAGGAGGGCAGAGUACUUCUCCAGUUAUUAUAACUUCUGCCAUUGGUGAGAGCUCAAAUAAGCUUACUGGUAAACCCAGUUUGAAUGAGUUUUUAAAGAACCAGGUUUUGAAUCAGGGGCUGCACAAGUCUUUGUCUUACCCUGCUACAUCCCUAGCCACUGCUAAUAAUGCCAACAUGCCCUUCAUCUUCACAGCUGGGCCAGCAAAGCUGGCAGCAUCAAUGAAUGGUAUCAACCAGCCAGGUAGGACAGUAUCUAUGCCUGGAGCACCAUCUGAAGACCAAAAGCUGCAAGUCUCUCGAACAGUUCCAAACCCAUUUUUUAGCAUUCCUCUCAAAGAGCCACCAAAGUAUGAUGAAGCUGUCCGAAGCAAGCAGCAGCAGCAUAGCCCAGUGAUUCUGAAUAAUGCAGUCAGCACAGGUAGUGAUGGUAGUGGUAGCAGCAUUGUGACAGGGUCUGCACCAGUCCAGAGCCAUCUAACAAGCCUCAAGUGUCAGGCCAUGGAUGACGUACUUGAGAUCCUGAUACGCAAUGGAGACCUUCCCCCAAGUGCUGCUGAGGAACCAUUGCCCACACCAAAGACAACAGAAGCGCAACCUCUACCAUCUUUACCAACUUCUACAGUCAGUCAAGGAACACCCAUUUCUUUGUCUGUAGCAAUGUCGUUGGCACCUGGUACAUUUUCUGUACCUGUAUCUUCACUGCCUUCAGCCCCAGUUAGCAGCCCAAGUAGUGGCAGCAUUUCACAACAGCUGCAGGUUACCCCAUCUUCUCCUACAUCUGUUAGUAUGACUGUCAGUGAAACUCUAGUGGACAGUGCCCACCAGCUCAACACCAAAACCUUUGCCUCAGACACUAGUUCCCCUCUUGUGACAGUGCUGCCAUCAGUCCCUGAUCAGCGCAUCAACCUCAGCAGUGAACUGUUGGAUCUAACAGAGAUGUUGUCUGGAGACUUGAAUGCCAUGGAGUGGACAUCUGAUUCUGGUUUUGUGGGACUAGAUCUUAAUGAAGCCAGCAUGCACCUUGGUAGCAGCAAUACUGUUGGCUUUGGACUAGCAGAUACAAGUCAGACAUGUUCUGGAGAGCAUAGUCUGGUUGUGCCUGUUGCAGGCCAAAAACGCAGCAUGAGGGACAGCAGUGGUAGCUUAGGGGGCUGCAGCAGCACUAAUGGCUCAGAACCAGACCUGGCAUCGCUAGGCUUGAACGAUGGUGACCAGGAUGGGGAUGGGACAGGCAUGCAGAUUGAUGUGUCGGACUGGUUAGAUGUGAUCAUGCCAAGCACAGGGCUAACCCCACUGAGUACCAAUGCCCCUGUUUCCUUUUCUGCUGAUCCCAUCCUUACUCCUAAGACUCAGCAAGAAGUUCUGGACUUGUUCAACUUUGAUGAUGGAGAGUUCACCACACCAUCAGAGCCAGGGAGCACAUUUCUGUGGGACAAAUUGGCUGAGCCCAGCACCAGCUCCAGCUAGUCAAGAGUCUACAUCUAUGUGUGCUAUAAGAAUCAUUUCCAGAAUCCUGUACUUCUUUUGGAGGAUGUGUGUUGCAGUUGAUUCUCCACCAUCUUCUGUUACAAAGUGAAAAUAGCUUAAAAGGAGUACAGUUAAUUUCAGCUUGCAACUUACCGGAACAGAGCUAUUGUUUAGACAUUAGAGAGACUGUGAUCGCCUAUCAGUGAAAAACUGUGAACAGGUUGGUAGUAGGCUAAAACAGAGCAAAAAAAAAAAACCCAACCAAAUAGAAGCAACAUGACCAGACAUUAACACAAAUGUGCAGUUGAACGUGAUUUACAUUUCAAGAAUUACACCUACACUGCAGGUUAUGCAUGGGUGUGUCAGCUUAAUAAAUUAUUCAUCAACAGCAUGCAAGUGCUAAAAGUAAUGGGGCCUUCAUCACAAGCAUCUUUAUGAUUUUUUUUUUUAAGCAAUGACUACCUUGAUGAUGUGGUGUGCAGUGUAGCCUCAAGGCUUUGACAGAAAAUUCGUACAAUUUUUCUUUCUUCCUUAACCUUUUUUUUUGCUGAAAAAGAAGGCAAAUACAAAAUGAUAUCAGAUGAUCUUGCAGAAAUCAAAAUGAGACUGCACUUAUUUAAAAAGAAAACUGGGGAGUUAUAUUAAGCAUCUCCAUUUCUAUGUCAUAACCUAUUUCGGUCUGCUAGCUUUUUCACUAGCACUGGAAAUAAUUACUUGGAAUGCCCUGUCAGGGUAAUAUGACUGUUCUUGCAGUCACAUCCUGCUUGUUAAUGUCUUGUUUUGAGAAUAUAGAUGCCAGAAUGUGCUUGAAUGGAUGUUGUAUGUCAUGUGAUCCUUUUGGACCAAGUGCCUAUAAAACCUAUUGCUGGUCUGUGAAACAAGUGUUAGCAAGCUGAGAUAAAUCAUUGUUUGAUUGCACAUUGGCCUUGCAGGUUUUUCCCUUAUCAAGAUGUGACCCCUGUGUGUUUGCGAUAUAUAAUAGAAAGAUCAUACCUUGAAAAAAGUGUGAAUAGUAAGUGCAUGAAGGAUUUUUUUUUUUUUUAAUUAAAUGUGUAUUGUUUUCCUCCAGCUUCUCAUGUUGCUUUGUUUUGCUUUUUAUCAACCUUCUAGAAAGGCAAUACAUUUUUUGUAAAUUUAAAUUUGAUACUUUUGCUUAAAUUUGUUUUUAGAAAUGUGUAUAGAUGAUUUGAUAGGAAUCAGAUGAUCUGUGCUGUGUACAGAAGUGCAUGAUGUUGGUGUCACCAAAAUAUUUUGAUUCAGGAAGAAAGGAAAGGGGCCUUUCCACAGGAUUGGAGCUCUUCAGACAAUUUGGAUAUUUAAGUGCAGGCCUUGAUGCCCAGCUAGUAAGUUGUCUUAAUUUUUUGGGAGGAUGAUGGGGGUUACUAGUCAUGCUGUUUCAACAUGAUAUGCAUCACACUUCAACACCUUUGUUUUAGUUUGUGUAUUUAUAUUAUUUGUGUGUGCCUUUGUUUUAAGUAGUUGAUUCUGGAUGUGAUAUUGAACAGCUUGUGUUCCUUCUCCAUGAUUUCCCACCCCACUUAGUUGACAGCUGUUCACAGCAUUGUGGUCUGUGCUUUUUUGGGUCCAUACUUACGGAUUGUUUGCUUGGUUUGAUCUGUUUAAAGAUAUUUUGUUACUAUGCCUCAGCAUCACUGGUCUGGUUUUCCACAUAACAAAGGGGUUGCUGUGCUCCUUUGUGGAUUUCAGUCUCCAUUAGUUUGUCUGACUAUGCAUUCCAUAUUUUAUGCAUUAAUUUAAUUAACAAAAGUCUUUAUAUGGAAAAUUACUGCAUACGUGCAGCAGACUAUUAACCCUAGAGGCUUUUAAGUUGUCUGAUGCUUCUAGAGUUGCUACUUUAUGAAACUGGUCAAAUCUCCUUGUUUCAUCUUGCCCCAUCCCUCUUUUAUUUUUAAAUAAGAUAAGGGUUUUGGAGGGUUUCAAUACACAGAGCUUGAUAUUUUUUUAUUGUUAUAUUUUUUCUUGUUUUGAGAGAUGAACAAGACAGUAAAGAAAAAACCCAACAAGUAUAUUUCACUCACAUAAGUAAGAAGCAUGGUAUGAACAGUGGUCAGCACCAAGUUGGCUGUUUUGAUACUGACCUCCAUUGCCCACCUCCCAAGUUUUCCUGUCUCUGUUUCUUUUUUGUGUCAUUCUUAAGACCAGUGUCCCUUCCAAGCCAAGUCUUGGCUAAGAUAUUAAAAAAUUCAUUAAAACUAAGAUGUAUGUCUUUAAAAAAAAAUGCUUGUUUGCUUGGCAUAUAUUUUUGCUUUUCACACUAACUGCCUGGUGACAGUCCAGAUGCUACUGGGGACCAUAUCUUUCCAAUAUUGCUUAUAUAUGCUAUGUUCCACCACUGAUUUUACCCUCCAUUUUAAGACUUUGAAACAGUCCCAUGAAAUACUUUUUUGAAAGCUUGACCUUUAGACCAGCAACAGCUUCAGGUCUUUCUGUUCAUGUGACUGCAGUUGAGAAGGAAUCAGCAACAUUUCUCAGACAUGUAGAGCUACAUGUCUGGUUUGAUCAGUGCACAUUUCCUUUCUGGUUAUGUUUUAGGAAGGACAUUUUUUUGUGGACCACAGAUUAUUUUCACAGAAAAUUCCUCUGUUGGCAUUCUGUGAAUCUGUAGUCAUGUUUUCAGCAAUCUUUCGGUAGCUCUGUCAAUAUUUCUUUGACAUCAUGCAAUCAUAAUUUUUUUCUUCCUUCAUUCCUAUUUUAACAGCUUUACUAAUUCCCUGCUGGAGGUGAGUGGAAGAUAAUGCAGCAGCAAAUAUCUAAGCUAACUUAGAAGAGCCACACCAAUUUGAGUUUUUUAAUGUAGUUCAGAGUUUAUCAUGAGGACCAAGAUAGAAAGAAACAGCUGUGGAGGUUUAUUGUUAUUUUCCACAGAUAUGUUUUAGUUGGGUUUUUUCCUGUGCACAAACAGUUUUCUACUGCUAAGCACAUUAAGUUGUCCAGUAAAAUCAAGUGAGAUAUUCAGUCAGGCAGUUCUAAUUGAACUGGGUUAUAGCCUAGAUUUCUGUUAUAAGACUUUCCAAAACAUGCUUAAAAUAAUGGGUAUUCAAAAAUUGUUUCUUGUAGGACUGGUUUAAACCAUUGGCUUCUACAUAGUUUUUCUGUUCUAUCAGGCCUUAGAUACAUUGCUAUUUACUUUGCACAUUGUUCACCUCUUAUCCAGAAUUUUCAUCUCAUUUUAUGUAAUUUUUAAAUAAAUAGUUGCGUCUUAAGUGGUAAGAGGAAAAUAUCCUUAAGAAGUACACAAAUGUUUAGCUUCACAUUAGAAAAUAAAUUUGCAUGAUUAAAUUUUUUUUUCUCUGCUUUGAGUGAGCAGACCUAAUGUCACAGUAAAUAUUUUCUGCCUCAAAAGCUCAUAUUAUUCUUCUUAAUGGUCUCAUUAACAAAAUAAAUCAAAAUUUAUCAUUAAGACAUCACAGUGAACUCUUUAAGGAAACAAUUUGCACUGGAAGAAUCAGUUGCUAAGUAUUGCCAACAGCUGUAUUUGUUUCCUGUCUUUUUGACCCAUCCCCAUUUUCACCCUUUCUCACCUCCAUUCUCUCCAUCUAUCAUUCUCCAUUUUGCUUUUUCAUUUUUCUUUUGGUAGAUUUGUUUAAAGGGUGAAUGCUUCAGUGUUCUACCAGCUGCUGACCUUUGUGAAGCCUGUGACUAGUAAAGAUGGAUCUAGAAGUGGAUCCUCCUUGCUUGUGGCAUUUCACAGUGCAUAGAACUCAUAUGCCAUCUUUAUUACUAGUAUCAGAAUGCUUCUAUUGUUUUGGUAGUAUAUAAUGUAAGAGAUAACUAACAAAACUGUAUUAAUAUAGCUAGUGUGUGUAUGUGUGCAAGUACACACAUCACUCAUGCAGACACACCUAUUCCUGCUCUCAUGUGCUUCCCAAAUGUAGAUAAAUUUUCAAAAUUGCAAAAAGUACAAGUAAUUUCUUGUUUUGGACUUAAGCAUUCUAAUAGAUCAUAAAAUAGUUCUCUAUACUUUUGCUAAAUUAAUACUAUGCUUUAAGUAACGGUCAUAGUGGUCAAUAAAUCUGUUGGGUCAAAAGUGUCAUCUAUUCUUGGAACAUAACUUGCAGAUUUUCCAGUACUGCAUAGAGCUAAUAAUUACAAAUAUCCUUAAAGUUUGAAAAUAAAGUUAUAAACUUAAUUAUACUUUACAUAAAGGUUGCAUUAGUGUUAGAAUGGUUCUCAGGUUCAAAAAUCUUCGUUUUAUGUGUUAAAUGUAGAAGGGGGUCAUGUAAACAUGCAGCACUUUUCCACCAAAGUAUAAAAAAAAAGAUGAUGGCUGAAGAAUGAUGAUAUCAGCAAAAUAAGGACUGUGCAGCUGUAAUGUAGCUGAUGAAGUGUCUUUCCUCUUAUUCCUUAAAGCCUUGGUAACAGUUGCUACUGAUGUAGAUCCUAGCCAUUAUAGAGUUUCUUUACUGUAUGCUAAAGUCUUAGUCAUACUGACCUUCCUUAUUAGAGAUUUUGAAACAGAGCCAGCCAUACCGACAUGAAAAGUCUCAGUUACUAAGAUAUGGCGACUCCCAUACUGGACAUUGCCCUUCUGGCUGUCACCAGGCAGUCAAGACCUCUUUAAUAGCAAAGUGUGUUGUGGUGUGAUGAUAUUAAUCUGUUUGCUGUUGUGCACCAGUGGUGGAGAGUUUUCACUUGAGCAUGAGUCUGGCAGGCUAUUUUAACAGAUUGGUAAUGCAUGUGAACUGUGCCUCUUCAAUUUUCAGUUUCUGUUUGAGAUUUGUCUCUCUCCCCUACUUUUUGAGUUUUAGUUGGUUUUUUUUUUUUUAACUGGCAUGAAAUCUGCAGCUACAAAGGACCACAUUUCAUUGAAAAGCAUCAGUCAUGUUUUUCUUGAUAGGGUGCCCUCCAUCAUUUUGAAAGUCUCAUUAAAUUUAAUUUAGUUAUGUCACUUUAGGUUCACUUCAAGAUCAUGGUAUUGAAAUGACAAGAAUGAAUGGCUUGAUAAUUUUGCUGUCAAAACAUAGUUCAGAGAUUCAGUGUAUCUUACUCAUAUUACUGCAUGCAUUUGUACACAGAGCAUCAUGUUCUUUUUAUUGUGGUUCCAUGUUAAAGUUAAUGUAAAAGUCCUUUUUAAGUCAUACUGGCAUAAUCUAAGUUGCGUGAAAGAAAAUACCCUCAUUUUUUAGAAAUUUGAGUAUUUCUAGAAAGAUACUGGCUUCACAAAUUAAAGCAAGCUGGUAUUUAAAAAAUAAGGAAUUGAGGAUUGACACUAAGUAAAAAGAUGACAGCAGGAGGGUUAAGACUUUCCAUAGCUCAUUCUCUUACUUUUCAUUUCUCUCCUCCUUUUCUUCUUUCUCAUCCUGCUAGAUUUCUUUGAAUUCAUAUUAAUCAUUUAUACACCAGGUGCCAAAGAUAAACAAGGUUAAGGUCUUUUUUUAUUUCAAUGUCCACCUGUAUGCUCAAGAAAAGUAAAUGGCAAAUACCUUCACAAAUGUUUCAUCAUUUAUUUUCUGUCUUCCAUAUCUUCUCUUACAGAAUGACAUAAGCAUUGUUCCAAAUAUCAUAAAAAGACAACUGUUACUUGGGUUUUCUUUUAUCAUUUAUCUUUCCCCAACUUAUUUCCAGUGUUCUUUCUGCAGUUCAUAGGAUAAAACUAUGUGGAGUAACAUUUCUUGGGAAAUAAACGUCUCUAUAAUAGUUCAAUUUUAUUAAACAUUAAACUAAAGGCACAUGAUGAUGUGGAUUUGAGUUUAUUUCCUUUCUGCGCAUUUUAUUAUAUCAUAAUUUUUUAUUGCUAUCCACCAAGUGUUAAAGCAGUUCCACCCUUCUAUAAGUGAAACAAAUAUAAAAGAGAUUCUUGUGUUGAAAUGUGCUGAUUACAAUAUUCUUCAGUAACUGCAGUAAGCUGGUACUCAAUUUUUGGUUUUCAAACAUUCUAGCAUACUCUCUUCCCCCUUCACCAUUUUCCUUUUUUAGUUUUCCUAAAACAAAGUACAAAGUUGGAGGGAAAAAGAUUGUCUGAAUAGUAAGUUUGCUAAUAAAAGUAUGUGAUAUAAAUUUUUGAACUUGACCUUCAUACUUGACGUGGUAAAGUACAACGCAUGCUAUAUAAAAUUAUGGGUAGCUGCAUAAAAAUUAAAGUUGCAACAAGACUUUCGUUUCAUACUGUGACUUUCCAAAUAGGGUUUAUGCAACAGACUGAAGUACCUUGUCUUCCUUGAGCAAACUUUCUUUGUUUAUGAGGCAUCCAUUCUUGAGAAAGAUUUUUGUUUCAUGAAGAGAAGACAAAGUAUAAAUUUUAGUUUAAAAUAUAUUUUUUAAGUGAUUGGUUAAAUGCAACAUUAUGUUAUUAAAAUGUUAUGUGAAAGUUUUGUUUAGCUUGUACAGACAUUGUUUUUAAAAAUCCAAAACACAUUCAUGCAUUAUUACAAUUCUUCUCCCUAUUUCUCAAGAGCAAAGGUAGCAAUAUGGCAGAAUCUAGUUAGAGCAUAGUUCAGACACAAUAUGUUAAAAUAAUGUGCAGCACUUUUUGCAAAAUUUAUUGACAGUCUAGAUCAAAAAUGAAGGAAUAUAAAGCUGAAGGUAUAGUGAGAAAGAAAAAAACGGAAGAAAAAAGGAAGCCGGUAAUUACAGCUUCAAAGACAACAUUUUCUUAGUGCAGUAGUACUUUCCAUAGAAUGUGUAAAUAAUUUAUCGCUACAAAAUGACCUUCCCUUUUGCUUUUCUAAGUUUGACUUAUUUCUUUAAAAGUGUAGAUGUUUUUUCUUGGUAGCGGGGCUGUGGGAAGGAGGGGGGUUGUUAAUGAUGGCGUGGCCUUAGAAGUUAAAGAGGUCUCCUCAGGCGUUUUCCAUCAUACUAAGCUACAUCAGCAGCGAAGUAGCAUCAAGUAUAGUUAUUGAAAUCAGCUAAUUUUUAAAGACUGUGUACAAUAUGUAAUGAAUGAAAUCCAUUUCCUAAUGCCGUUUACUCACAAAUCCUGCAUUAUCCAUGUUAAACCCAUAACCACAGCAGACAAAAGCCAUUCUGCAUCUAUCAAGAUAUACUAAAAGUCAUGAAAGAAUUCUUCUCUGCAAAAAGGGCAUUCUAAAAAUGGAAAACUAAGGAUCAUUUGCCUGCAGGAGUGACCAAUGUGGUCUGACAAACAUUCCAUGUUUUUCAGCAUCUUAAUCGGAAUAAAUAAGAGUAAGUUUUUCUUGCCAUUUACUUAUCUAGCAAAUAAAUUUAAAACUGGUUUUGCAUUCCGCUUGUGUUCCCUGUCUGAUGGAUUAUCAUUCCUCUGUUGCUCCUUCUUUGUUGUAAGGUCUUUGCUUAACUAGGCCAAAAAACAAAGCUUAAGGAAUUAUUUAUGUAGUGGGUUUGUAUCCACCACCCCCAUCCCCAGGUCUGCACUCUUCUAACUGUAAUCUCCCCCCCCCUCCCAACAGCUCCCUUCCCCACUUUCACCUUUUAAAUGUAAUGGAAUACACAAAAGACUUCUGUCUUCCACCGUCUUUUCAUCCCUUAAUCUCUUUGUGUUCAAACUACCAAUGCCUACAGCUGUUCUCUGAUAUUACAGUAAUAAGAAUAUGAGGCUGGCAUGACAUGGCUGACCAGGCAUUUCGGGGGUUUGGUUUUGUUAUGCAGACUUUAGAACCACAAGACUUAAGAUGUAACUAUGUCAAGUUUAUUUAUUCUGUUGAGUACUGUUCAUUUACAGAUGAAUCAACUAUUGUGUACACUUCCUAGAAGAUUGUGACCAAACAGCUUUGCAAACACAUGCAUGUUAUGAAAAUAGGAGGAAAAUUAUGCUCAUUUUCAUUUUGCUUGAAUGCAUAAAAGGGUGUGAAUACUUAAAAGUUUUUCAACCAUCCCCAUUGCCAACAAAAGUUUCUUGCCAAUCAUAUUACCAUUCUUCCAUUGCUUGUGCAUGCAUUUAUUUAUAUUUUUAUUAGUGUAUUGAGUCUGUGUCACUGGAUUUAUCAUGUAGGUGUGUGCAGUGUGUAAGUGUUGUUUUCUGGGGUUUUUUGGAACCUCUUGUGUUGCCUUACCCAUUUAUGAAACUAACUGUGAAGACUUGCAGUGAUGCAUGGUGUUUCAGUGACUGACCUCUCACUAGCCGUGUGUUCACAUUUCACACAUAUCACUAGCCCAUCUUCUUGUUCAGGGGUGUUCAUCAAAGAGCAAAGGUAGGCUAAACUCUAAUAAGGCUCAAAGAGUUAGCACACAUUACCAGCAGUCUGUAUAUUUCUGGGUUUUUCACUGGCAAGCCCACAUGCGCAUGGAUGAAAUUAAUGCCUUUGAAAUUUGAAGGAGAAUGUCAAAUUCAUUACGAAAAUGCAUACUCAUACUGCAUGCAAAAGGUUCUGAAAAUGAUAUAGAAACUGGUUGAUUCUGGAUCUUUGUGUCAUUGCCUCAUGAAUUUCAUUGUGAUUGUGGACCAUUACUGACUGCUUCAAUGAGAGCAUAAUCUUAAGAAUAUGAAGUAUAUAUAUGUUGUUCAGUGAGCGUGCUGUGACAAUUGUGUCCAUUUUCCUAUUGAAGUAAGUCAGUAGAGAAGUAGUGUCAUAAUCCUGUGUUUCAUUUUUGAGAAUAUAUUUACAGUUGUUUGAAGUAAAGGAUCCUUAUAGCUUUUAAGCUGCUACGAAACCAGUGGGUGAAUGCUGGACGGUGGAACAGUCUUGCAGAUGUGAUUCCUCGUCCUGAAAAGUUACUUUUUUUUCUGGUAGAAAACAGAUCUUAAGAGACCCAGCAUCUUGCUUGUUUUCUUGCUUCUUCCAUCUUGACUGUUCUGACUUUGGGAUUUUUAGUCUUUAUCUUUAAACCUAUGGUGCAAGCUAUAGGUUUACCAGUUUUCUGUUGGUGUGUGUUUACCCAAUUGUCUACAGUCUUUUGUUUCUGUUGUAUUUCAAAGUUGGGUUGAUUAGAGUGGUUUUCAGAUUGCCUUCGAAUAGGAUCUGGCCAUGGUUUUGUUGAGUUGAUGCUUAUUUCAGUUGUUCAUCAAUUAGCACCACCAUUAGCCUUGUGUUGUGAGAAAAAGGUGUAUAUUGAUCUUGUGUCUUACCAUUAUUCUCUUACACCAAGAUGUAGUAUUUCAUACACCAGUGUUAUUUAUACUGUUUUUAUGUAUCAGUGUGUGUGUGCGUGCAUGUUUAUUUCCUUGUACAGUGGCCUUUAUAUCUGUAGUAGAGUAUCCCUGGUCUGUUUUAGUACUAUGUCCUGUGUGGUAUCUGCACAGGAAAUCAUUAGAUCAAGGGUUUUACACAAGACUAUAAUGGUGGCUUGCAAGGUAAUUCUUGUGUUGUGAUAGGAAAUGCUGGAGGACAAAUAUAAAAAAGAAACCAUUUCACAUUAGAUUGAUAUCAGUGUAAAUUUGUAAUUGUAGAGAACAUUAGCACAAGCUUUGCAAGCUUCACAAAUCUGCAUGUUAAAGCAGAUAAAUAAUAUAUUAAAGUAAUUUUCAUUAGAUAACUACCUAGAAUAAUGCCAGGACAGACUGGAGGAGAGAAGCCAAAAGAUAACAGUUUACUGAAAAACCAGACUUAAAUAAUACUCAUCGCAGUAUCUUAUCUGAGUGGCUGGUUUGGUUGCCGGUUGUUUGCAUUUGAUUCCAAGCAUGCAAGCACAUGGACUAAAUGCUUGCACCUGAUUCAGCACUGGAUUAUGUUUGUGUAUUGUGUACAUUCCAUACCAUUAGCUCCAUGCUUAUAAACCAAGACUUAAUCCAUAAUGAUGCAGUACUUUAUGAGAGAAAAUAUUUUAAUCUUCAACACCUACAGUAACAUCCUUUUGACAGAGCUUGAAGCAGUUGUUGGAUUCCUUGAGAUCAUGUUUGUAAAGAACUAUGUGCCAAAAGAGGAUUUACUUUGCACCUCAUAAAUACAAAAAUCCAGAGUAAUGCCUUUUACAUUGAAAGCUCAAAAUUUAGUUAUUGAAGCUGUGUUAUCAUGCUUUAAAACAAAACAAACAACAAAAAAAAUCAAAAAAGCCUAAAGGCUGAUUACAUUAUUGAGUUUAAGAAAUAAGGUUUUUCCCAACAAUAAUGCAUGCUGUUUUCAUCUGUGGUUCUGCAUUAUGAAUAGAUUGUAGUUAUGUUUUGUACUCUGGGUACAUUCUGAAUCUGUAGAGUGUGUGGGUAGUCAGCACUUGUGUUACGAUGGCAUACCUCUCUCAAUGUGCUUCUGCAAAAUUUUUAGUUCCUCAGAAUUUUGUUGAUAGACUUUGUCGCCAGCAACCAUUUCCAGAAUUUAUUCAAAAAAAGUGUUUAUAAAGUAGAGCCUUGUUUGGGCAGAUGUACAUACAAACAUUUUUUUUUUUUUUUUUUUGUGUUGAUAAAACUAUGCUGAUAGUGCUAUGUAGGAAAUUAUAUAAUAUAGACAUAGCUACUUCAGGCACAAUUACGAAACCAUUAUAAAUGAAUGUCCCAAGCUUGUCAGCAUAGUUUUUACUCUUAGGUGAUGCUGUUCCUAAUCUGUCUCCAACACCAAAUCUCAAAACAGAAAAAUUUGUUUUUACUUAUUUCUUUCUCUAUUUAAAAACAUUCAUUUGGUUCCGCACAUUUUUUUGUGUGUGUGACGCAAUGCUUAUCAGUAGUGUGCAUUUUUUUAAAGUUUAAAAAUUGAUGAAAGCACGUUUUCCCUUAUGUACACAAGAGGGCCAUGAGCGCUUUCACAAACGCAUAUUCAUGGCAAGAACAGCAUUAAAGCUGAUCCACUCAUCCAGUCAUCCCUAACUUGUCUUUUGCACUCAAACAUUUGUUUAAUCAGCUUGAAACAGAAGCUGUAUGCCAUCUAUCACGCGGCACGCUGGGUGCAUGUUAUUGGGGUGCUUCAAAGUUGAACACUUAUUUUCAUCAGGAGCGGGUAAGGGUUCGUUCUUAAUGUCGAUGGCUGAGCACCGAGUUAUCCCAUGUUCUGUCACAAGUUUUGUUCUGGCCUCCAUUGACUCCCAUUACACCUUGCUUGGUGUGGAUGGGUUCAAUUUGAACUCGGAAGAGAUGUCUUAAAGUACAUAUAAGGGCCGAGUUACAGGAACGAGACGUGGAGAGUUUUUCAUGCGUUCCUACCCUAAAUGUGCAUUAUUUGGUAACUACUGUUACAGCUUGGCAUUGUUACAUUGUGUUGAAGCAUGGGUCCGUUCCACUGUCCCAAAAGUUCAAUCAUGUUAAGGUUAAGAGUGUUGUUAAGAGAAGAAAACCCGUUGAAGUUGACACAAAUUGUCUUUCAUAACUGAUCAGUAUGUGGCUGAAGUUCUAGAACUUCAGGCACGUUUCUGUGUACUUACUGUAAAUUACUUUAAUGAUGUGGUGAAAUAAGUGUGCUGAAGGCACUGCAUCAGUUGUCAACGCAAUAGACAAAGAUUGAGGGUGGUUUACUCUGUUCCUGCAUCUUAUCUCCAUGACAAGAUUCUCUCUGUCUUAGGAAGGUAUCACGUUAGGUUCACGUGUGUUUAUGUACCAUUAGAGAUACAUGAUCAUUUGUGUCCACUAACACCUUUCCUAGUCCAGUAUCAUUUCAUCUCAUUACGCCAUUCAGUCUCUUUUUUUGUACAAUGUAAAUAUGUUCUGUAUGAAUUCUCCCAUUCCCCCACCUACCCAGCAGUUGUCCGCUUUUGAAAACUUAAAUGUAGCAUUCAAUGAAUAAAUGCUUGAUAUGAACA